AUGGCCCUCCUGUCGCGGUCGCUCCGCGGCUCUGUGCGACGGCCUGAACCCGGUCUGGAGAAAGGCGACCGUCGCAGCUCCCCCGACUGUCUCGAUACCUCCAAAGAUUCAAAAUCUCGUAACCCCUUGAAACCGACGCGCCCGCGCACCAAUCGCACUCGCCGCGACUCCUCUUCGUCAGUUGACACAGUCGCCUCGGGGCAAUUGACCACUCCGGCGACACGGACAAAUGGAAAUGGUCUCUUCAAGACCCCACGCGCCCGCCGUGACCCAAGUACACCCUCCGUCACGGACUUGUUGCGCGACGUCAACGAGUCGCCAGACCCAUUGGACACAAUCUCCCCAGCGCCCUCGGUCGCGAAACAGCGCAUCGUUACCCCGGCAAAUGGGGACUCGAAUCUCAGACCCGGUUCGCCUGUGACCCGCACAACUCGUCGCAAUGACAGUCGAUCGCUGGCCGACGACAACGCGACCAAGGUAGAGGGGGCUGUGGGGGGUGCGACAGCGCCACGAGAUAUCAAGAACGAGGCGCCCGAACAGCCUACAUCGGUAGACACACGGUCGGGGAGACGGUCUUUGCGUUCAACCGAUACCGGAUCACGGUGCAAGAGCGAGCUUGCGCAGUAUUUCCACAACUAUGAACAGAUUAUCAGUCUGGAAGACCCCGAACCUGAAUUCCUCGCCGCCAAGACAACCAUCACUCUCAUCGACGACCUCUCACAACCACCUCUCUCCUCCAAACCCGACCCUACACCUUUCGGCAACCCACUCCUAAAGCUCUACGACUGUGAAAAGAUCACCCUCCCCAAACCCACAUCAAAUGCACCCGCAAUCGACCCACUAGGCGAAGAGACCUAUUUCCGCGCGCACCGCAAGUUCGAACGACAGGAGAAACAACUCCGCAACAUCGAGCGCAACCGCGCCCAGCACGAACAACAAGUCCUAGAGCGUCUCCUAGACGAGCUACGCGGCCAUGACUGGCUACGCGUGAUGGGCCUGACAGGGGUCCAUGAAAGCGACAAGAAGCUCUACGAGCCGAAGCGCGAUAUCCUAAUCCAAGAGCUAGUCACUCUAGUCAACAAGUUCCAAGCAUGGAAAGACGAAGAGCGUCGACGGAAACUGGAGAAGGAAAAAGCACAAACAGCAGGCGAGGCAUCUCAUGCCCCCCGACAACACACGCGCAAACGAUCCCGUCCCAUCGAAGAGGUGGACAGCUCCCCAGCGCCGAUUGAUUUACAAAGUACGCUCGACGACGCCGACCCAGAUCCAAGUGACAUCGACGCCUUGGCUGCACGUCAACUCCAUCAAGAAGCCCGCUCAGCAGUCGCUGUCAAAUCGCGCAAGACAGCGCCUCGCAAAUCUAUCUCCAAACCCAACAAUACUACCAAUACGACCGACAAUGACCCCGAACCAAAACAGACACCGAAACGCAAAAAGCUAAACCAAACACCCACCAAACCUCAAUCACAGCCCCCACCCCCAGCCCCAGCUUCAGCCCCGACAAAACCCACCCGACCCCUCCAACAAGCCUCCCUCACCCACUUCUGGAACCCAGCCCCAAGAGACGGCCCAUUCACAUCCUUCUUCCGCCAACGACACGUGCGACAAGCCGCCAUUGCCGCAACAAAAGGCAUCCGCCGCGGUGGAUCCCGCUCAACCCUCGCAUUCGGAUAUCCAGUCCCCGAACAAUCCGAGCAGGAAUUCGAGUUACCGCCGGAUAUCCUGAAUGAGGAAUCUAUUAUGCAAUCGCAGCGGAAGAGAAGGAGACUUAAGAGGGGUAGUCUGGGAUAA
This is a messenger RNA of Penicillium griseofulvum, 1791 nucleotides long. RefSeq names its product acetyltransferase SAS4-like domain-containing protein. Gene Ontology annotation, cellular component: SAS acetyltransferase complex. The transcript has 2 exons. NCBI's taxonomy places the organism in Eukaryota, Fungi, Ascomycota, Eurotiomycetes, Eurotiales, Aspergillaceae. The record is from RefSeq and is a predicted model, not a curated record. Gene Ontology annotation, molecular function: histone acetyltransferase activity. The coding region runs from base 1 to 1791 and encodes 596 amino acids.